AAAUUUUUCUUUCAGUUGUUUUCCAUUGUUGUGUUUGGUUGUAUUUCUGCGGGUGGUUAUGAUGAUAAUGGCUUUUGCCUUUUUAAUGGAGAAGCUGGUGCAUGCCACUAUGGUGUCGGAAUUGGUAUCAUUGCAUUCCUGGGCUGCAUUGCAUUCCUUGCCUUAGAUGUACAGUUUGAAGCCAUUGAAAACCCUGAUACAAAGAAGUACAUUGUUUUGGGUGACCUAGUUUUCUCUGCACUUUGGUGCUUCCUGUGGUUUAUUGGAUUUUGUUAUCUUGCGGACAUGUGGAGGAAGGCAGACACAGAUCCUUUAGAUACUUCUCAGAUUAACAAUUGUCAGGCUGCUAUAACAUUCUCAUUUUUCUCUAUCAUCACAUGGGUAAGUGGAUCAAAUGAGGAAAGGACAUCAAUGUAUUUGUAUUUUCCUUAAUAAUCAUUGGUUUUUUUGCUCAGAUUUAAGUGACUUUCAUAUUUUAAAAUUAAUUUUCUUAGUUUAGGGUUGAAAACAAAAAAAAAAACCAAGAAACAAGGAAAAAAUAAGGACAAUUAUGGCAAAAAAAAUUAUGAUGCUAUCCCAUGACAUUCACAAAAAGUACUGUACAGCCCCUAUUUCAUGGAUAAAAAAAUUCCCACUGCACUUAAAAUACAGUGUACCUGUGGUUUAUUGCUUGAAAAUUUAAACCAGUGUAAGCCCACUCCAUAGAUUAUUUUUCUAAUGGAAAACUUGUUUGCCUGAAUCUUUGGGUGUUUAAUCUUUAUGACAAUAUUUAUUUUUUCCAACAUAAAGAGAAAUUUAGAAUUUGGUUUUUGAUUACAUUACACCACCUUCUUAAGUAUGUCUUUCAUAGAUCAUAUUUACAAAAUGCUAUUUGCGACCAUUGCUGGUUUCAUGGAAGAAACCCUUCAAAAUGAAAAGUUUACUUACUUUGAUCCCAAAUUGAAUUGUACACUACAGGUUGUAUGACUGAUGAUUUUUCACCUACCUUUUUUAUAGUGUUGUUUGUUCACCUGUAAUUAAAUUUCUUUGUGAUAAGCUCACAUGAUAUCACUUUUCUGAGAAUAAAACUUCGGUAAAUUUUAUCAUCCAUUUUCAGGCUGGUCUAAGUGUUACAGCAUUCAGGAAGUAUCGUCAGCUCUUGACAGAGUUUGAAUACUCCAGGGAUAAUCUUUCCGGAGAUUCCUAUUCAUCACCAUAUGCAUCAUUUCCAACUGCUCAAGACCAAGGAGAUCCUUAUCAGGCAAAACCAUUCUCUGAACCACCAGCUGAUAGUUUAAAUGGUGAAGAUGCUGCCAACAAGUUUUCUCCCCCACCAUACUGA
Messenger RNA from Pocillopora meandrina, 1321 nucleotides. NCBI's taxonomy places the organism in Eukaryota, Metazoa, Cnidaria, Anthozoa, Scleractinia, Pocilloporidae. The record is from the annotation of a GenBank genome assembly.